AUGUCUCUCUUUGUUGCUCUAACGGUUCUCUAUCUCUCCACUCUUUUGCUCUCGAGUAACUCUCAGAACUCAAUGUGUGAUGACUCCAAUCGAUGUCACAAUGGAGGCACAUGCAUCGACCUUGUUGAUGACUACAUAUGUCAAUGCAGUACGAAAUUCACUGGUCUUCAGUGUGACAACAGUGUGGACGAGUGUGCUUUCGAUCCGUGCUAUAAUAACGGAUCUUGUGUUGAACUCUUUGAUGGAUUCCACUGCAUCUGUAUGAGUGGACACUCUGGUGACUUGUGUCAGUACGACAUCGAUGAAUGCGAUUCGAAUCCGUGUCGAAAUGGUGGCACAUGUAGAGACAUGGUCGAUGGCUAUCGAUGCAUUUGUCCACCGUUUUACACGGGAACCCGAUGUGGCAGAACCUGCGAGUCGAUUGUGUGUGAGAACGGUGGCGUCUGUGUAUUGAUAGCAAACGACAUUAAUCCAGUCUGUAUAUGCCAGUGGGGAUACACGGGUCUCUUAUGUGAAGAUGAUAUCGACAUAACUGUUCCCGCAUUCGGGCAUCCUCUUGAUUCAUAUUUGCAGGUUCGAUCCGACGUCGUCAAUGUUACUGAUGACAGUAUUUCUUUGGUUAUGAGGGUGGCUGCAACUGAUGGUCUCGUUUUUCUCACAUCAUCAACACCUGAUGCGUCUGAUGAGUAUGUUGCUUUGUAUUUGAGUGGAGGCCGGCUGGACUACCAGAUGAAAAUUGGAAGUCAAAGAAUGAGGGUUGUGAGUCCAGAUGUCGUUUCAAUGUGUCCGUGGGUUGUCGUUGACCUGAAAUACAAUGGGCAGUUACACAUUGAUGGUCAACCAGUAGCCAGUGGUACUCCUCCUGGCACAUUCGCUAACAUUCUCCCACAAUACACAUACCUUGGAGGCGUUCCCAACUCGGGCGCUAUAACAUCUGCUACAGGAACACCAACAACCGGCUUUGUUGGAUGCAUUAACACAUUGUCAAUCAGUGGCAAAGAAAUUGAUAUUAAAGGAAGAGACGUUGUAUCGGGCGAGAACGUUGGACAAUGUUCGACUGAUCCGUGCACUAAUAUUCCAUGUGCAAAUGAUGGUGUUUGUGAAGACACCGGUUCACGUGUGAGUGACUUCAACUGCACUUGUACGGAUGGCUUUAGUGGUGAGACGUGCGAUGUAUUCAAUCCGUGUCACACUGAGCCGUGUUUGCAUGGAGGCGUGUGCGUUCUGAACAAUAAAAGUUCUGUUGGAUAUCAGUGCAUUUGUACAGUGCUGUUCGUGGGGUUACAGUGUGAAACACCAAAGGAAAUAUCUUUAUCAAACACAUUUUUGGAAUUUUUUGGUGACUCGAGAUCAGCAUGGGUUAUCGAUCCCGGUAGUCUGAGAGUUGAAACAGUCUUAACCCUAACAGUCAAAUCAACAACCGACAGAAGCAGUGGCAUCCUUGCUUGUAUCGGUCAAGCAACAACAGACUUCUUAGCACUGUUUGUAGACGAUGGCUUUGUGAAGGUGAGCGUGGAUUUUGGAGGACUACGCCCACUCGUAUUAACCAGUCGGAGUCGCCUAGUUGCUACUCAGUUUGUACUAAUCGAGGUAAUACGUAGGGAUCGCAAUGUGCAGCUGAGGGUCGGCGAAGAGGAAAGUGUCGUCCUUUCAUAUCGACCAAACUUUUUCCUUCUCGAUGUGAGCAACCGGUUGUACAUCGGCGGUGUGCCGACCUCUCUACUGAAUUUUGAGCAAAAGUCAGCGAUCGGUGUGACGGCCGGUUUCAAGGGAUGUAUUGGAAAUGUGUUUGUUAAUCGACGUCGACUCGAUAUGGCCGAUCUCUUCUCUAGUUAUGAUGUUAACGUGUGUGAUACUGAUGCAUGUGGUUUGUUAUCGCCGUGUAAGAAUGGUGGCACUUGUUUAUCAAGCGGUGCUUCAAUCGUUUGUCAGUGUCCUGUGGACUAUCAGGGAUUGUCAUGUGAGAGGUCGUUUGAUCUUUGCUUGAUGCGUGGCUGUGCUUCAGGAUCGACGUGUACAGUGAUUGCAGAUCGUGCUGUCUGUCUGUGUCCACUAGGAAAACGUGGAAUUCUCUGUGAUAUUGGUCUAGAAGCUCAGAUUGCAAAGUUUAGUGACGGCUUGUCAUCUUUCAUGGCUUUCAGCUCUUUACCACUUGAGGCUCGUCAGUCUACACUCAUAUCAAUGUCAAUAAAACCGGAGUUUGCAAGUGGUUUGUUGAUGUAUACCGAUGACAGCCCGGCUAAAGUAUCAAACGAUUUCUUAGCCAUUGGUCUCUACGAUGGUUAUGUGGAGUUACGGUACAAUCUCGGUUCUGGAACGGCUGUAAUUCGAAGCGAAGAAAAAGUUGGUUUGAACAACUGGCAUACGAUUGUUGCUGCUAGGACAGAGCAGUCGGGGACACUAGUGCUAGACGAUCGGCCUCCUGUAACCGGUUCCAGUCCAGGAACAACAGUGUCUCUCACUGUAAAUGCCGAACUGUUUAUUGGAGGUGUCGAGCAUUUCUCUCAGGUGAAUGAGGAUGUUGGCCUCACGUCUGGAUUUUCUGGUUGUAUCACUGAUGUCAGUAUCAAUUCAGUUAGUUAUGAUGUCACCAUCAGUGACUCUAUUCCUGCCAAUAACAAACGAGGUCGCAGCAUAUCUAACUGCCAAGACCAUCCGUGCACUAACAUUAACUGUCAAAAUGGAGGCACAUGCUCAAAUAUUAACGAUCUAGGGACAUAUGGUUGUACUUGUCUGGAUGAGUUUGUUGAUGACUUUUGCCAGACUGAAGUUGUUGAUCCGUGUGAGCAGCUGAAUGGUGGUUGCCAUUCGGACAGCUUGUGUGUGUUUAAUUCAGCUCUGCAGACUCAAACGUGUCAAUGUUCAUUGAAACCGGAACCGAGAAGAGGAGAAUUUUGUAAUCAAGUUGGACCGAUUUCUAUUCCAAAGUUUAAGGGAAACGGUUUUAUUGAAUUUGUGGUUUCGUUUGGUGAUACUCGGAAGACGUCAGUAGCUUUCAAUGUUUCAUCUCAAGCGACCAAUGGUCUGAUCUUGUUCGUGCAGUCGACAGCGAUUGGAGUUGGUGAUUUUUUAGCUGUUGGUGUGAGGAAUGGAUUUAUCGAGUUUAGAAUAGAUUUAGGCGGAGGUCUCUUUCACCUGACAUCUCAUGUCAACAUAACCUCUUCAUCAAGCUACCACUCAGUAGUGAUCACAAGAAAUUCUCAACUGGUUACAAUCACUGUAGAUGAUGAAGUCGUAUCAGGCAUAACACCAGGAUCAAACAUUGGUCUAGACGUGGGAUCGAUUUGGUACGCUGGUGGUAUAACAAGUGAUGUCAGUGAGUAUGAAUACAUACUCGAUGGAGUCUACUCAACGGGUCUUAUUGGAUGUCUGCGUCAACUGGAAGUCAAUGGUGUUAUUCUUGAUGUGGAAAAAGAUGCUCGGAAUGGACGAAAUGUAGACAGCUGUGAGCAGUAGAGCACGAAACUUUAGGUUUCGAUACACGAUGUCAGUGCAACUCGAUUGGAUGGACACACUCAAAUCAAUUAACUGGAAUGUAACGUGUCUGCUUGCAAUAGUUAAUUGGAGAUUUAAAGUAAAAUUUUGGUUGGAUUUUGCUACCCACUACAUCAAAAUAAAUAAAUAUUUGAA
Messenger RNA from Corticium candelabrum, 3630 nucleotides. RefSeq names its product protein eyes shut homolog. The record is from RefSeq and is a predicted model, not a curated record. The transcript is spliced from 10 exons. The coding region runs from base 1 to 3456 and encodes 1151 amino acids. NCBI's taxonomy places the organism in Eukaryota, Metazoa, Porifera, Homoscleromorpha, Homosclerophorida, Plakinidae. Gene Ontology annotation, molecular function: calcium ion binding.